CUAUCAAAGGUUCCCGGAGACAAAGUUCUUGUUGUGGAUGAUCAAAUAAUUGGUCCCCUUGGCCUAGUUGCUCCUUCUGCUCUUCUCAAGGAACACAAUGUUAGGAAAAUUUUCAAACUUUCCUUAGAAAAGACUUUUGAAACAAAUUACAAGAAUGUGAUAUACAUUGUUAGACCAAGAAUGGCCUUAAUGAAAUGGAAAACAAAAAAGAUAAAAACCGUCAUUGAUGAAAAGGUUAUUGAAGAAGACUACUACCCUCCAGAAAAUUUCUCCAUAUUUAUGGUCCCAAGAACAAAUCUUAUUUGUGAGAAAAUACUUAAGGAUUGUGGUGUGUAUGCAGAUGUAAAAAUUGGAGAAUUUGUUUUGGAUCUAAUAGUAUUUGAUCCUCAUAUUCUUUCAAUGGAAUUAUCUUCAUCAUUUAAAGAAUGCGAAUUAGAUGGUGAUUUUUCCUCUCUUUACAAUGUUGCUAGAUCUAUUAUGAAGCUACAAUCUUUUUAUGGUUUAAUACCAAAUGUAAAAUACAUUGGAUCUAACGCCAGUCAUGUUUGCGACAUGAUAAUGAGAAUGAAAAAGCAGGUUGGUUCUCAGGUGUUCAGUGCUGUUCCUGAAAUCAAUACUUUAAUCUUGCUUGAUCGUAAUGUUGAUCUUGUUUCACCACUUCUUACUCAACUCACUUAUGAAGGAUUGAUAGAUGAAAUACUUGGGGGAAUUACUAAUACUCUCUUCACCACUGACUGUUGUCCAGACAGUAAAAUGAGUAAGAAGAAAGUUCCUCUUAACUCUUCAGACACUGUGUUUGAACGUGUUAGACAUUUAAAUCAGCAAAGAGUUGCUGCAAAGCUGCAGGAAAAGGCUCGUGAAGUAGAUGAAAAAGUCAAGGAGAGGGAUGAAUUGAAACAAUCUAUUGAAAAAAUCAAAACUUUUACAAAAUUGUUACCUCAAAUACAAGAAGACAAGAGAAAUCUAGAAAUGCAUAUCAAUAUUAUGCAACAAAUCAAAUCAAUUAUUGGUAAAAUGCCUUUUAGAAAAUCGAUUCAAACCCAAAAUGCAAUUUUAACGGGAGAAGAUGAAAAAUCCACUCUGGAAUAUAUAGAGGAAAAUAUUGACAGACAACAGCCAUUUGUACAAUUAUUGAGAAUGUUAUGUUUAUAUUCCGUAAUUAAUGGAGGAUUUAAACCAAAAGUCAUGGAAAAAUUGAGAAGAGACAUUUCUCAGAGUUAUGGUAUUCAAGCGUUACUUACAUUAAAUAAUUUGGAAAAAGUUGGGCUAUUGAGAAAACAAGAAGGAAAACCAUCGUCAUGGAAUUACCUAAAGAAGAAUCUUAAUCUUUAUGAUGACAAUGUUAUGGACAGAAAUGAUGAGGAGGCACACUUCGAUCCACACGCUGUGUAUAAUGGUUACUGUCCGAUUUCUGUAACUCUUGUUGAGAAUGCAAUGAAUGAGGAUAAAGGAUGGAAAAAAAUAGAGCCAGUUUUGAAUUAUAUUUCCACAAAGAGAGGAGAAGAAACUCAAAAAGGAUCUCAAGAAACACAAUUAGGAAAGAAAGUUAUUCUUGUUUUCUUUAUUGGAGGUGUGACUUUUGCAGAAAUAAGUGCAAUAACUUAUCUAAAUGAAAAAAGUAGUGAUUGUGAAUAUAUUGUAGCGACAACUAAGCUCAUUAAUGGUUGCACUUUCAUUGACUCUUUUAUUGAGGAUGUUGGAGAAGAUGAUAAAUCAUUCAAAAAGAGAGCAAUGGAAUCCAAUUCUGAAGGAAUUUUUUCUGACUCUAAAUCCUCUAUGGUUGAUGCAAAUGCAGUUGUAAUACCCGCUACACCUGAGAAUAAAUAA
Molecule: messenger RNA, 1827 nt
Organism: Naegleria gruberi
Lineage: Eukaryota; Heterolobosea; Eutetramitea; Acrasida; Naegleriidae
Exons: 3
Biological process (GO): vesicle-mediated transport; intracellular protein transport
Cellular component (GO): CORVET complex; vacuole
Source: RefSeq, a predicted model, not a curated record